AUGAAGCUCACUUGGGCACCUCUCGCUCUUUUCUCCCUUGUUGCUGCUAACCCAGUAACUCCAGUCUACGAAAUCCCAGACUUCGAACGCGACUACAACUUUACAUGUGGCGAGACAUUGAACUCCACCAUCAAUCUGACCCAGUGCUAUGUGUUGUUGAACUGGCUUGGAAGUGCUUCCAAGACGGGCUGGUGGACAAUCGGAGACCUGAAGAAUUAUUCGUGGAAUGUUCAAGGAUGUCAAGUGACUAUCGUAACUACCGAGGUCGCAAACUAUACUCUCAGCAUGAACGGAGCCGAGUUCUUUCAGGUUGGCGAGUCGGCUUAUACGAACAAAUGCAACAAGCCACAGCAACGAAUCUCGUUUUCACCCAAGAAUGGUAGCUGGGUAGUCUACAUGAUGGAGGUUGGGUUCGAUUACAAUGGACCUAUCUGGUAG
Fusarium coffeatum is the source of this 438-nucleotide messenger RNA. RefSeq lists its product as uncharacterized. The record is from RefSeq and is a predicted model, not a curated record. The transcript is spliced from 2 exons. Bases 1 to 438 code for a protein of 145 amino acids. Lineage: Eukaryota; Fungi; Ascomycota; Sordariomycetes; Hypocreales; Nectriaceae.